Molecule: messenger RNA, 1185 nt
Organism: Pteronotus mesoamericanus
Lineage: Eukaryota; Metazoa; Chordata; Mammalia; Chiroptera; Mormoopidae
Gene: NPFFR2
Product: neuropeptide FF receptor 2
Exons: 3
Coding region: 1-1185 (394 amino acids)
Biological process (GO): regulation of cAMP-dependent protein kinase activity; regulation of adenylate cyclase activity; regulation of MAPK cascade
Cellular component (GO): plasma membrane
Molecular function (GO): opioid receptor binding; neuropeptide receptor activity; peptide binding
Source: RefSeq, a predicted model, not a curated record
AUGAGUGAGAAAUGGGACUCAUACUCUUCAGAAAAUUGGCAUCGUACUUUGAGUAUCAAUGACACCAAGUAUUAUCUCUACGCAGAUAACAAUAUAACCUAUGUGAACUACUAUCUUCAUCAUGCUCGAGUGGCAGCGAUCUUCAUUAUUUCCUACUUUCUGAUCUUUUUCCUGUGCAUGGUGGGAAAUACAGUGGUCUGCUUUAUUGUAAUGAGGAACAAACAUAUGCACACAGUCACUAAUCUCUUCAUCUUGAAUCUGGCAAUAAGUGAUUUACUAGUAGGCAUAUUCUGUAUGCCUAUUACGCUUCUGGACAACAUUAUAGCAGGGUGGCCAUUUGGAAGCGUAAUGUGCAAAAUCAGUGGUUUGGUUCAGGGAAUAUCAGUUGCAGCUUCAGUCUUUACUUUGGUGGCAAUAGCAGUUGAUAGGUUUCGGUGUGUUGUCUACCCUUUUAAACCCAAGCUCACUAUCAAGACAGCAUUUGUCAUUAUCGUGAUCAUCUGGGUCCUGGCCAUUGCCAUUAUGUCUCCAUCUGCGAUAAUGUUACAUGUACAAGAAGAAAAGUAUUACCGAGUGAGGCUCAACUCUGUGAAUAAAACCAUGCCAGUCUACUGGUGCCGCGAAGAUUGGCCGCAUAAGGAAAUGAGAAAGAUCUACACCACUGUGCUGUUUGCUAACAUCUACGUGGCUCCCCUGUUUCUCAUUGUCAUCAUGUACGGAAGGAUUGGAAUUUCACUCUUCAAGGUGACAGUGCCUCACGCAGGGAAGCAGAACCGGGAGCAGUGGCAUGUGGUGUCCAAGAAGAAGCAGAAGGUCAUUAAGAUGCUCCUGAUCGUGGCCCUGCUUUUUAUUCUCUCCUGGCUGCCCUUGUGGACUCUGAUGAUGCUCUCAGACUAUGCUGAACUGUCUGCAAAUGAACUGCAGGUCAUCAACAUCUAUGUCUACCCAUUUGCACACUGGCUGGCCUUUUGCAAUAGCAGCAUCAACCCCAUCAUUUAUGGUUUCUUCAAUGAGAAUUUUCGCCGUGGUUUUGAAGAUGCUUUUCAUCUCCAGUUCUGCCAAAAAAGAGCACAGCCCAAGGAAACCUAUGCCCUAAGGGCUAAAAACAAUGUGGUCAUAACUACAUCUCAUCAGUUAGCUCAUGAACCUAAAAAUCAAAACCCACAUGAGGAAAAUUUGCUUUAG